Ambispora leptoticha is the source of this 417-nucleotide messenger RNA. The record is from the annotation of a GenBank genome assembly. Lineage: Eukaryota; Fungi; Glomeromycota; Glomeromycetes; Archaeosporales; Ambisporaceae.
AUGGCAUCAUCGAAUAAUGGUAAAAAAAGAAAACCGUCUAACACGAAGGCUGCCAUAGCAUCCAGAGUCCAAAGAAAUCGAGUCAAGGAACAAGGAGCAACUAUAUCAAAUCUUAACAGACAAUUGUCAGAUCUUACGCAAAAAUUAGAGAUUAUGGAGAAUAAUAACAAAAAUUUAUUCGAGCUUAAGGAGCAGGUCGAGCAACGUCUUGAAGAUUGUAAAAAAAGUAAGGAGCAGGUUGAGAGACAACUUGACGAUUAUAAAAAAAGAACGGAAGAAACCUUGACUGCCAAAAAUAGUAUAAUAUAUGCAAAAGAUUUCAUAAUUUUGGAACUUCUUAGAAACAAUAACACUUUUGUCGAUAUCAAUAAUAUGAUUAACACCGAGGGUUUCAACAAUACCAUCAAUAACUACUGA